CCUGGAGAAGGUGGGUGUGAGGAUGAAGGUGUCUCAGGUCUCCGGCGCGGGAGGGGGUGGCGGAGAGGACAGGGAGAUUCCCCAGCGCUGGCUCUGAAAUCUGGGGCAGGUUUUCCUUUGCCCUACUGUCAACCCCAACUGUGCCUGGUAGGGUUUGUCCCUGGCAUCAAAGGUAGGAACAGCUGAGCCCUUAGGCGUACCCCUGACGGUGAGAGCCCAGGAAUGGUCGUUUCACUUUUCCUGCGUUUGGGGAGUCCCUGAGGCUAUGCCCUUUGACCUUUGAUAUGUGUGCAGCUUCUGCUUUUCCAGACCAGAAUUCCUUCAUGUAGAGUACAAGAUGAUCCAGGCAGUGUUAGACCUAUUUAUAUUGAUUUGAAAUCUAAGGCAAUAUGAUACAGAAAAAUGAAUCAAAGAGACCGACCAUUCAUGACAAUUCAGAGAAAUGAUAGCUCAGAUAAUCUGGUAUUGCAUAUGAAAAAUGAGAUGAGAAACACCAAGUACAAACCAGUAGACUAUCAACAAUUGCGUGUAUUAACUGAAGCAAAGAAAUUAGCUUCUGCCUCUGCAGAGCUAAAGAUCAGAAAAGCAAUGUUGACUUCAAAGAUAUCCAAAGAACAAACACUAAUAAAACAACACAAGCAAGUGUGGUGGCAGGAAUACCAGAGGCUGAAUGAAGUCAGAUGUAAAUUGGAAUCUGAAAUAAAAUCCCUUCUCAAUGAAGAGAACAUUGGAAAUGAAUGUCUUUGUGACUUUACAAAUUUUGAGCAAGAGCUAUCAGAACAACUGUGCACAUAUCUUAAAAAUGUGAUAAAUCCUAUUCAGCAGCUGAGAGCAGAUCUAAAAUACAGACAGCAUCACACUUUGCAGCAUUCACACCCACAUAUUGAGUGUAACUCCGUGAAUGUAUUGGAAGAGGUUGACUUUGUGAAGAAACAAUUGAAAACUAUCUUUGAAAGACUUAGCCUGGAGCAACAGAGAAUAGAAAAUGAUCUUUCAGACUGGAGUAUAAAGAUUCUAGAUCAUUCUUUGGAAGAAAAGAUUAACCUGCUUAGUGAACUGCCCAUUGAAUUAGAAAGUUUGGAAUGCCCAUACCCUGAUUUGAAAUCUUCAAUCCACAGUGAGUUCUGUAAGUUUACACAGAAAUAUCAAAAGAAGCUUCAAGACCUUGAUCUGCAGUUGGAAGACAUAUACAGGAACUGCCAACUAAGUGAAGAAGACCACUGGAUUUACCAGGCUAUUUUGGAUCAGUACCCUGGAGAUCUCUUUGGAAGAAGGACUCUGUAUCUGGACAUGUUACAAAGAUAUUUUCCUCACAAAUCUAGGCAUGAUUUGAUUGAACUUGAGAAAUAUUGUGACCAAUUUCGCUUUGCUAUGGAGCAGCGAAAGAUCCUGAUAUCAAAUUGGAAUAAAAAUAAGAAAGACUUUACACAGAAGGCUGUGCUGACACUCAUUGAGGCUUGUGCAACUCAUGAAAUGGAGAGCACAUUGGCUAAGGACAAGAAAAAGCAACAGGAAUUGUGUGCUGAUCUGAAAGCCAAGGUUAUUCAAUGGCGAGCCCACCAGGAAGAGGUAGCAAGACUGGAAAUGGAAAUUUCUGCCAGAAGAAGAGAAAAGGAAGAGGAGAAAGAGAAAUUGUGGAAGAAGAAGGAAUUGUUGCAAAGGGCAGAGAAGAAAAAAAAAAUUAAAAAAUACUGGGCUAAGAAAAGACAGAAGUGGCAAGAAAUGGAAAUGAGAGAUCUUCAGCGUCUAGAAGAACUGAAGAAAUUAAUGGCUGAACAGUCACUAAAAGACAGAGAAAGGGUUAAAUAUAGAAAAGAAUUAUUGGAAAGGCGUUUGAUGGAGAAAAAGGAAGCGGCCCUUCAAGAAGCUCAUGAAGACAAAGAGAGAGCGAGGCGGCUAGAAGCCCUUAGGAAACAGGUUGCUGUUGUUGCUCAAUUUGAUCCUGUUAGAAUGAUGUCAGAUACAAUGGCAUCGAAAGCUAGGAUGGGCAUUGAAAUUGAAGAAGAAUUUAUUCUUCAAAAGCCACUCUUCACAUUGAACACAUACAAUGAACAGCAGAUAAUUUCUGACCCUAGACUUCGCUUCGAGUUAGCGCUUCGAGAAGCUGGACUUCAUAGAACACUUUAUGCCAAAGAGAUAUUACCAAAAAUUAGUCCUCGAAAACCUCCAAGGAAAGACAUGGAGUCUACUGUAUUUAAAAUAUAGAGCUCAUCCUCAAAUUCUAUAUGUAAAGAGCAUUUUUCUUUGGAAACAUUUAUAUGGAUAAUAAUAAUUACUACUUUCUAAAAUGUUUGAAAUAUCAGACAUAGAAAUCAUAGCAUCUAUUAAAACAACUUUGCCUUUCUUUUGUGAUUCUUAGAAUUUUAUGCACUAUAUUUCCUGUAUCUUUAAGUUAUAUUUAAUAGUACUAAAUUCCCCCAAAUUAUGGAACUUAAUUAUGGCACAUAUAGUACUUAUACUAUAAUUUAGCAAACUACAUGUUGGAGGUUGUGUUAUCCUAUAAAAAGAGCUCAAA
Piliocolobus tephrosceles (Ugandan red Colobus) is the source of this 2515-nucleotide messenger RNA. RefSeq names its product coiled-coil domain containing 148 (gene CCDC148). NCBI's taxonomy places the organism in Eukaryota, Metazoa, Chordata, Mammalia, Primates, Cercopithecidae. Bases 403 to 2205 code for a protein of 600 amino acids. The transcript has 16 exons. The record is from RefSeq and is a predicted model, not a curated record.